Messenger RNA from Musca domestica (house fly), 5363 nucleotides. It is a transcript of the gene GluProRS, whose product is annotated as bifunctional glutamate/proline--tRNA ligase. Bases 87 to 5234 code for a protein of 1715 amino acids. Gene Ontology annotation, biological process: glutamyl-tRNA aminoacylation; translation; prolyl-tRNA aminoacylation. Gene Ontology annotation, molecular function: proline-tRNA ligase activity; glutamate-tRNA ligase activity; ATP binding. Gene Ontology annotation, cellular component: aminoacyl-tRNA synthetase multienzyme complex; cytoplasm. The transcript is spliced from 9 exons. The record is from RefSeq and is a predicted model, not a curated record. Lineage: Eukaryota; Metazoa; Arthropoda; Insecta; Diptera; Muscidae.
UUUGAGCGGUGGUGACACACUACACGUCGUUUCUUCAUAUUUGCAAAAAGAGUGUGUGUGUGCUGAAGGAUUUUGUGAAUUAAAAUAUGGCUCUAAAGUUGACAGCUAAUGUUGCCAAUCCCCCAAUAAGUGGUUUGGCAACUGCCCAUCUGAUUAAUGACACGGUACCCGUCGAAAUUGUUUGGGGUAAUGAGACCGCUUUGCUGUAUCCGGAUGGCCGGCGUUUGGUAUGCUAUUCCAACAAUGAUGUCUUGCGUGCUUUGGCAAGAGCAGCUCCCGCCUACAAGUUGUACGGUGAAACUGCAAUCGAACGUACCCAAAUCGAUCAUUGGCUUUCGUUUUCAUUGACCUGUGAAGAUGACAUUUCAUGGGCCAUGGAAUUUUUGGACAAAUCUAUUGCCCCAGUUACAUACUUGGUGGCCAAUAAAUUAACAAUUGCCGAUUUUGCCUUAUACAAUGAAAUGCAUUCCCGCUACGAGGUCUUAGCAGCAAAAGGCAUGCCACAGCACGUACAAAGAUGGUAUGAUUUGAUUAGUGCUCAACCUCUUAUACAGAAAGUAUUGCAAUCCCUGCCGGACGAGGCUAAAGUUUCAUCAAAACUUGUCAAUCGUCCCAAGAACAACUCAAAGGAAUCUUCACCAGCUGUUGCGGGAAAGACAGGUGAACGUAAGCAAGAAGGAAAAUUCGUUGAUUUACCCGGUGCUGAAAUGGGAAAGGUUGUGGUGCGUUUCCCUCCAGAAGCUUCGGGCUAUUUGCAUAUUGGUCAUGCUAAAGCUGCCCUACUCAAUCAAUACUAUGCCCAAGCAUUCGAUGGCAAGUUGAUCAUGCGUUUUGAUGACACCAACCCUGCCAAGGAAACUGUUGAAUUUGAAAAUGUUAUUUUGGGUGAUUUGGAAUUGUUGAACAUCAAACCAGAUGUCUUUACACAUACGUCCAACUACUUCGAUUUAAUGUUGCAAUAUUGUGAGCAACUUAUCAAUGAAGGCAAGGCGUAUGUUGACGAUACACCACCAGAGCAAAUGAAGGCCGAACGUGAUCAAAAAACAGAGUCAAAGAAUCGUUCAAAUGAUCCCGCCAAAAAUAUGGCCAUGUGGAAAGAAAUGGUGAAUGGCACCGAGUACGGUCAAAAAUGCUGUGUACGUGCCAAGAUCGAUAUGCAAUCGCCCAAUGGUUGUAUGCGUGAUCCCACAAUCUAUAGAUGCAAAAAUGAACCUCAUCCUAGAACUGGAACCAAAUACAAAGUUUAUCCAACAUAUGAUUUUGCUUGUCCAAUUGUCGAUGCUAUUGAAAAUGUUACACACACUCUGCGUACAAUGGAGUAUCAUGAUCGUGACGAUCAAUUCUAUUGGUUCAUUGAUGCUUUGAAAUUGCGCAAACCUUAUAUUUGGGAAUACAGUCGUUUGAAUAUGACCAACACAGUAUUGUCGAAACGUAAACUGACCUGGUUCGUGGAAUCAGGUUUGGUUGAUGGAUGGGAUGAUCCUCGUUUCCCCACUGUUCGUGGCAUUGUUAGACGUGGCAUGACUGUUGAAGGUUUGAAGGAAUUCAUUAUUGCCCAGGGCUCCAGUAAAUCAGUAGUGUUCAUGAAUUGGGAUAAAAUUUGGGCAUUCAACAAGAAAGUCAUUGAUCCCAUUGCCCCACGUUACACUGCCUUGGAAUAUGAGAAUCGUGUCAUCGUUAAUGUAGCCGGCGCCAAGAAAGAAAAAAUUGAAGUUUCUGUACAUCCCAAAAACGAAUCUUUGGGUAAGAAAACUGUCACCUUGGGACCACAAAUUUACAUCGAUUACGCCGAUGCUGAAGCUUUGAAGGCUGGUGAAAAUGCCACGUUUAUCAAUUGGGGUAAUCUGAUGAUUAAUAAAAUCAACAAAAAUGCAUCGGGUAAAAUUACCAGCAUUGACGCUGCUUUGAAUCUCGAGAAUAAAGAUUUCAAGAAAACAUUAAAACUUACAUGGCUGGCCGUUGAGGAUAGCGCUGAUGCUUAUCCUCCAACGUAUUGUGUUUAUUUUGAUCAUAUUAUAAGCAAAGCUGUCUUGGGCAAAGAUGAAGAUUUCAAGCAAUUUAUUGGUCACAAGACACGCGAAGAACAACUUAUGUUGGGCGAUCCUGAACUGAAGAAAUGUAAGAAGGGUGAUAUUAUUCAGCUACAACGUCGCGGUUUCUUCAAGGUUGAUAACGCUUAUGCCCCACCUAGUGCAUAUUCGAAUGUUGCAUCACCAGUUAUUCUAUUCUCCAUUCCUGAUGGUCAUACAAAGGAUAUGCCAUCGUCGGGCUUGAAAAUCAAUGCAGCGGCUGAUGCUAAUAAAGCGGCCACAACAAAUGGUACAACAUCUUCCAAUGCCAACGAAUUAGAUCAACAAAUUUCCAAACAAGGUGAUAUUGUACGCGAUCUUAAGGCUAAGAAAGCAGACAAGGCACAAAUUGAUGCUGAGGUUAAGAAACUUUUGGCUCUGAAGGCUGAUUAUAAGACAGCAACUGGUAAAGAUUGGAAACCUGGACAAACCCCAUCUCCGGCCGCAGCAGUAACCACAACGACGGUGCCCUCUGCUAAUGCUGUUUCAGUCAAUGAGCAAAUUAUCAAGCAAGGUGAUUUGAUACGCGACCUUAAGGCUAAGAAGGCUCCAAAAACCGAAAUUGAACCGCAAGUGAAAAUUCUUUUGGAUUUGAAGGCCUUGUUCAAGAAAUUGUCCGGACAGGACUGGAAACCUGGUGUAUCAGUACCACCUACAACCACACAAACUCCCGCCCCUGCUGCCAAUACCGGUGGUGUUGCCGAGGUUCUAAAUAAAAUUGCCGCACAGGGCGAUAAAAUAAGACAACUCAAGGCACAAAAAGCAGAAAAGGCCACAGUUGAACCAGAAGUAAAACUAUUGCUUAGUUUGAAGGCUGAAUACAAACAGCUAACCGGGGAAGAGUGGAAACCAGGCUGUGUUGCACCAUCCACACCAGUUGUUGUUAAAAAGGAAAAAAGCCCCGAUCAACCAUCGGCCAACGUUGUAGCCGAAUUGCUCAGUAAAAUUGCUGCACAAGGUGAUCAGAUACGACAAUUGAAAGCUUCGAAGGCUGACAAGGCUACCAUUGAUCCAGCCGUACAAUUAUUGUUGGCACUGAAAGCCGAUUAUAAGAGUCUUACAGGACAAGACUGGAAACCAGGUACAGUAGCACCCGUUGUGACAAAAACUGAAGUGAUUGACCUGACAGGUGAAGCACCCAGCUCAGGUGUUGCAAGUGUUUUGGAAAAAAUCAAGCAACAAGGUGACAAGAUUCGUCAACUCAAGUCUGAAAAGGCUGCCAAGAACGUGAUAGACCCUGAAGUAAAAACUCUUCUUGCUCUGAAAGCGGAAUAUAAAACUCUUACCGGUAAAGAUUGGACGCCGGACGCCAAAGUUGAACCUAAAGUAGAAGCUGUUAAGCAGGAACCAGUUAAGAUGUCAUCUGCACCUGUAACAGAGAAAGAUUUGCUAACCAAGGAAAUUACCGAGCAAGGUGAUAAGGUACGCACUGCCAAGACAAACAAGGCACCCAAAGAAGAAAUUGAUGCUGAGGUUGCAAAACUGCUGGCUUUGAAAGCCAGAUAUAAGGAAGUUACUGGCACCGACUUCCCCGUCGCUGGACGAUCGGGAGGUGGAUCGGUCAAGAAAGCUCCUCAAGAGAAGAAAGAAACCCCCAAGCCGGCCAAACCCGCCAAGAAAGAACCAGAAUCUGCCUCGGGAGCAGUCAAAAAACAAACCCGUUUAGGCUUGGAAGCCACAAAGGAGGAAAAUUUGCCAGAAUGGUAUUCUCAAGUUAUCACCAAGGGUGAGCUGAUAGAAUACUAUGAUGUUUCCGGUUGUUACAUUUUGCGUCAUUGGUCGUUUGCCAUCUGGAAAUUCAUCCGCACGUGGUUCGAUGCUCAGAUCACACAAAUGGGCGUUAAAGAAUGCUAUUUCCCCAUAUUUGUCUCAAGGGCAGCUUUGGAGAAGGAGAAGACCCACAUAGCUGAUUUUGCUCCCGAAGUAGCAUGGGUAACCAAGUCGGGAGACUCCGAUUUGGCUGAACCCAUUGCUGUACGUCCCACCUCCGAAACCAUUAUGUAUCCUGCCUAUGCUAAAUGGAUUCAAUCCUAUCGUGAUCUGCCCAUUCGCCUAAAUCAAUGGAAUAAUGUUGUUCGUUGGGAAUUCAAACAUCCUCAGCCUUUCCUACGCACACGUGAAUUCUUGUGGCAAGAAGGUCAUACCGCCUUCGCCACAAAGGCUGAAGCCGACAAAGAAGUCCUAGACAUUUUGGAAUUGUAUGCCCAAGUGUAUACCGAUCUGUUGGCCAUACCUGUUGUAAAGGGUCGCAAAACCGAAAAGGAAAAGUUUGCUGGUGGUGAUUACACAACCACUGUCGAAGCCUUCAUUUCAGCAUCCGGACGGGCCAUCCAGGGAGCCACCAGCCAUCACUUGGGACAAAACUUCUCAAAAAUGUUCGAAAUUGUCUAUGAGGAUCCCGAAACGCAACAAAAACAAUUUGUCUAUCAGAAUUCUUGGGGUAUUACCACAAGAACAAUUGGUGUCAUGAUUAUGGUCCACGCCGACAACCAAGGUUUAGUGUUGCCACCUCAAGUCGCCUGCAUUCAAGCAAUUGUCGUUCCCUGUGGCAUCACCGUAAAUACCAAGGAAAAUGAAAGGGCCGAAUUAUUGGAUGCCUGCAAAGCAUUGGAAAAACAAUUGGUUGCAAGUGGAGUGCGUUGCGAGGGAGACUAUCGUGACAACUAUUCGCCUGGUUGGAAAUUCAAUCAUUGGGAAUUGAAGGGUGUCCCCCUACGUAUCGAAUUGGGUCCCAAGGACAUGAAAGCCAAACAAAUUGUUGCGGUGCGCAGAGAUACUGGUGAAAAGCUGGUCUUGACCAUGGACAAUAUUGAGCAGAAGAUCAACGAACUCUUGAAAACGAUACACAACAGCAUGUUGGCUAAGGCACAAAAGGAAUUGGAUUCAAGUAUUAAACUGACAAAGGACUGGACAGAUUUCUGUAAAUUCUUGGACCAAAAGAAUUUGUUACUGUCUCCAUUCUGUGGCGAAAUUUCUUGCGAGGAUAAAAUUAAGGCCGAUAGUGCACGUGAUGAAGAUGCCGAGCCUGGGGCUCCAGCCAUGGGUGCUAAAUCAUUGUGUAUACCCUUCGAACAACCCGCCACCAUUACUGCCGCUGACAAAUGUGUACAUCCUGCGUGCACGAAUAAACCUAAAUUCUACACACUGUUUGGACGCAGUUAUUAAAUUGAGCCGCCACUAUGACGAUUAUCAUUGUGUUUAACGAGAUUAACAAUAACAUAAAACAAUCGGUUCUUUAUUGGUUUCUUUUGUAAUGUUCAAUAGAAUAAAGAUCGAUAUGAAAAAAUAGAAUAA